Messenger RNA from Nothobranchius furzeri (turquoise killifish), 9325 nucleotides. The record is from RefSeq and is a predicted model, not a curated record. NCBI's taxonomy places the organism in Eukaryota, Metazoa, Chordata, Actinopteri, Cyprinodontiformes, Nothobranchiidae.
CUUUUUACAAGACACACCGUGCCAACAAUACAGCGUAAUAUUACGGCUAGGUCUGUCUUAUAAACACACCACUGCCCAAAUUUUGUGGCAUUCGUUCCGCCUCGCUUGGUAGUAAUAUUGUGAUAAUAUUCUGACUUGUGCCAAGGUGUAAUCGCCGAUUACACCUUGGCACAACAGUGGGAAGUGUCGUGAUCACAUGGGGAGUUGUUGCCGAGCUCCGGCCGGCAACUUUAUUAAAAAUGAAAGUAAAAAUGGUAAACAGAAUCAGCUGAGCUGAUGUACUGGAGCGAUGCGGCAAUCUUGGAACUUUUCUCCAUUAGAGCUGGGAUUCAGACCACUAGAGAUGGCACAGGGACUGUGGAGGACAGACACCUUUAGGAGUGGCUUCGAUCGCAAUACACACCAAGUUAUGUCCAAGAUUAUACCGAAGUCCACAGCAGUGCAGAGACCGCCCCCAUACCCCCUUUAUACCACCAUUGCGUAAUCUUUAGUGAAAAGGACACGAUGGCGCAACAUUGCCGGCAUGGUCUGAUAAAUGACCUACGGCUCGCUGAUGCUGUUUCAGCAUUGCCGCAAAUUGACGGCAUUGUCUUCUAAAAACAGCUCAUGACUGUCCGGUUGAUUGGUUUCCCUAAAUUGUUGUGUGUGUGAUUGGUUUAUCCUGUGUGUCUGUUGCCCCGUGAUGGACAGGCAACCUGUCCAGGGUGUACCCGCCUGUUUGCCCAGAGGCAGCUGGAGAUGGGCAUCAGCCCCCGAUGACCUUGCAUGCAUAAGCAAGUUUAGACAACUGAUGGAAGGAAGAGACCAUUUUAGCCUAAUUUUGUUAACAAAGCUGAAAUAUAUAAAAUCUUGGGAAUGUUGAGAUUAAGGAGCAGCAGAAGGUGGAGCUUCUAACUCUGAUUUUAUACACUCUAUAAAUUUAAACCUAACCCCUUAUUUCACCAAUUGUAUUUCCUUGGAGAACAUUCUUCCUCUCAUUUCUUACUUUCUAUGCGAUAUGAUCUAUUUCCUAAUAUUUUCAGUCAGUGACGGUUUUAGCAUUAGGCAUAGGUCGGCGGCCACCUGAGGGCCCCUUAUGUUGGGGGCCCCCUAGCCCUGACUGCUGGCACCCCUCUGUUAAUCCCACAAUGGACUAUUCCUUUAAGAUGCCGAUGCACAAACAGGAAGUAAUUGGUAGUCAUUCCACUCCAAUCCAGUUGGUGGCUGUAAUGCACCAAAUUGUUGUUUGCCAAGUGCCAUAAAACCACAAAGAAGAAGAAGAGAGGCGGAUCGUUCGUAACAAACUCGAAGCGAUAGUCAAAACAUUAAGCAUGAAAUUGAGUUAUCCUAGUGGCUCCAAUAAGAGAAAGAAGCAGCUCGCUUUAAAAAAGCUUUUAUUUUCACUUCUGAAAGUGACGUCGUUUUUCGAUGUAAACAUCAAAAGGAGGCAGAAAAGGAAAGACAAUGGAAAAUGUUUAAAGGGAGGAAAACAUAGACCAAAAUGGAAAAUAGAAGAAAAAAUAAAGUAAGGCAAAAGCACAGGAGCACUGACAGGAAAAAGAAAGCAGAGCAAAUAUUGAAAGCACUCAAAGGGAGAGAAAGACAGGGAAAAAGAAGAGGACUAAUAAAAAGGGAAGAUAACUCGUGUCAGAAGAGGGGAGAGUUUCGCAAAUCCAGUUAAAGAUAAGACUGUCGAAAAUUUAGUGUAAGGGGCCCCAUGUCUGUGUUUGCCCUGGGCCCCCAAAUUGCUAAAUCCGCCACUGUUUUCAGCUCCCCACCCAACCCACCCCCAAACAUGUUUUUUUUCCACCACUUAGUGUCCAUAGCUUACAAAUCUAAGUGAGGGAAAACCUGCAGGAUAAAACCGAUUCAUUUUGUGCAACAAUGAACUCAAACUGUUUAAUCUUUUGUGUAAAUGUUGAUUCAUGUUUUAUAUAUAUCCCCAUUUUUAUUCAGGCAAUUUACAUUUAUUUAAAUAAACAUAUCAAAUACAUUAAUUGUUAUUAUAUAAAGAAUAAACAAUGAGUUUCCUUGGUUUUUGUUCAGAACAGUAAUGAGGUCAUCAAAUUAAAAAAUGAUAAGAGUUGAAAAUAAAUCACAGGGAGGGUUCUAAUUGGAGGAGAGGAGACCGAAGUGGGCGGGGCUUGUGCUAAUGAGCUGCAGGAGGAGAAAGGUUGAAGAGACGCAGAGGAGGUGAGGAAGAGAGCAGCACCAGCUGUGUUCCUGCCUGUGGCUCGUGUUUAGAUGGAGUUGGGACCCAGGAGACGUUUACUUCCAGCUUUUGUGAGAGUUUGAGGUGAAUAAAGCGGAGAUGUUCCUCUGGAGGUGGACCUUCUGCCUCCUCGGGUUUUUACCCAGAAGCGUCGCAUCACCUGACGCAGACUUCGGAGGCGAGUCUGGUUCCGGGAUGCUGCAAGAACCAGAGGAGGUGAACGUUCUGCAGGAGCUGUCUUUCCAGGUGUCCGGCAGCAGCAACUCAUCCAUGAAGGUGGAGGACAGCAGGUGUCCCUUCAUCCAGGUGGGACAGUACUCCACCUUGUCCCUCCCUCUGCGGCGGCUCUUCGCUGACAGCGUUGCAGAUGAGUUCAGUUUGCUGCUGCAGCUCCGGAGUUCUCAGAGGCAGGAACACGGCGUGUUGACGGUGCUCGGCCCGGACAGACGCAUCACACUGCAGCUUCGCAUCAGCGCCCACGCCGUCGUCUUCAUCGGAACGCAGCAGCGGCACUACGAGUUUCCGGUCAGCGGAGUGUGUGACGGAGGAUGGCACCACCUGGCCUUCAGCGUGUCGGCUAAUCGCCUGGCGCUCUACGUGGACUGCUCCCUGCUGGAGAGCGUGGGUUGGGUGAACCACGGGAUGGAGAUCAGUGCCGAUGGGCUGCUCAUGGUUGGAGGCCUCAGCGAGGCGUUUGAAACUCCAUUUGAAGGUGACCUUGGACAGCUGGUCUUCCUGCUGGGCGACCCCGACGGCGCUCAGAAGCACUGCAGCCACCAUCCGCCCCGCUGCAGGGAGUCCGCUCCCAAACCUCCCCGCUCGCUGCGCAGCGACAGCGCCCUGGAGAACAUGCUGCUGUCCUCGAAUGACCUGGAGGACCUGCAGAACCGCUCUGAUGAGGAGAGGGUUUUGAGCUUUGACCUGGCGAAUGCCUUCCAGCGAGGAGGGAGUUCUCGAGGGGAUGGGACGAUACCUUCCAGGCCCAAAGGUUCAGCAGGUCGUGGAGACGUCUUCGUGGUCGAUGAGGACACCGACCUGUUGGAUCCUGUGCUCCUGCAGGGUGGAUAUGUGAACCCUCAGUGGAAACCUUCCAUGCAUGGAUCUAAGGGAAGCCAGAAGGGCAAACCAGAGGUUCCAUCUAAAAAGGUGGAGGAGAACAUCACAACAGAGAAAAAGGUAGAUUCUAGGACUCCAUCGCUCUCCCCCAAAAACCCGACAGAUGAUAUUAUUGACUUGGUCAGAGAGAGUGCUCCUAAGAAGCCCUCACUGGGACAUCCCCUGCCUCCAAAGACCUCUUCGAGUCCAAGAACAUCCACAGACUCUGAGAAACCAAGAGAAGAACUGGACGUAGAGACCAGGACGGUCUCACCUGCACCUCGUUGGAUUCCCACCACCACCACACACUUGGAUCACAGGACCACACCGAACAAACACACAAGACCAGACAGAGAAGGCCCUCUGAUUGUGCCUGCUGGAUCCAGAGAUGGGAACCUGGUUUUAGGAUCAGAUGGCAGAACGUACAGGGUCCAGAGAGGUCCAGCUGGCAGAAAGGGCCCCCCAGGACCAGACGGAUGUGCUGGUGAUCCGGGGUACCCUGGGUUUAAAGGGGAUAAGGGUGAGAUGGGCUAUGAAGGAAGACGAGGACAGCGGGGACAGCCAGGACUUCCAGGAAAUCCUGGUUUACCAUCGUUUUACUUGUGGGAAAACACCGCAGAGGAAUGGACGGCUUUCCGGCAAACUAAUUUCUACCAGCUCCUCUCCGCUGGAUGGCCUACUAAAGAAGGACCUGUAGGACCACCUGGAGAGAUGGGCAAACCUGGCGUGCAGGGCCCACCUGGAGAUCCGGGGAUUCACGGACAACCAGGAAUGCCAGGAGACAUGGGGGAUCCAGGCUCCAGGGGCCCCCCAGGACGGACUGGUACCCCAGGGAGAGAUGGUGAUGAUGGGGAAGAUGGUCAGCCGGGACCACCUGGUUCUCCUGGACCACAUGGCCUAUGGGGGUACCGAGGAGAGCGAGGGCCGAAAGGGGAGAAAGGUGAUGAGGGUCUCGUUGGCUUCCGGGGUCCAACAGGAGAAACUGGCGAACCCGGUGAGAAGGGUGAAACUGGUUUACCGGGUGCAGCUGGUCUUGUUGGACAGCCAGGGUCCCAGGGAGCUCGAGGUGGUUCUGGACCAGAAGGAUCUAUCGGGCCUGAUGGGGAAUGUGGUCUGGAUGGCCCCUCCGGUCCUCCAGGGCUGCCGGGUGCUCCAGGUGUGACUGGGCAUGUUGGUGCUAAGGGAGUGGAUGGCUCAAGGGGGGACUCGGGGCCAGCUGGCAGUGUUGGUCCUCAGGGCCCUCAGGGACCUCCAGGUUUAGAGGGACAGAUGGGACCUCCUGGACAUAGAGGGCCCCAGGGGCAGGCUGGUAUGACGGGUGCUGCUGGACCUAAAGGAGAGCCUGGACCUGUGGGGCCCGUGGGCCCUCGGGGGGAUCCCGGCUUUGAGGGUCCCAUGGGAGUACCGGGACUACCAGGUCACGUUGGUUUUCCAGGAGUGACGGGCACCAGAGGACCAGACGGGGACAAGGGCCAUCCUGGAUCUAAAGGGGACAAAGGCGUUCAGGGGACCAAGGGCAUUUGGGGUCCUCAGGGGGAGAGGGGCCCCAUUGGCCUGACUGGUUUCUCUGGGGCGACUGGUCCCCCAGGUCCUAGAGGUGCCGAGGGUAUAAGUGGUGAAACAGGCCUGUUGGGAAAAGAGGGCAGCCCGGGGUCAAAGGGGAACAGCGGACAAGAUGGACGCUCGGGGAAACCUGGAGCCAGAGGGAACAAGGGUCCAACAGGGCAGAGGGGUCACCCUGGGUUACCAGGCCCAUCGGGUUUACCUGGGCCUCCUGGACCUAAGGGAGCAGAAGGAAAGCCUGGUACACAGGGUCCGUCAGGUGCGGAUGGCAGCGCUGGCGCUAAGGGAUCGACGGGCUUUCAUGGUAUCGCUGGAGAGAGAGGAGCAGAUGGCCCACCAGGUUCAACGGGACCCUCCGGGAAGACGGGACCCCAAGGGUCACCUGGACCCCCAGGAAACAAGGGUUUUACAGGAAAGCCAGGCACGGAGGGUCCUCAGGGCCCAGUAGGCAUGUAUGGUAUUCCAGGAAAUGCAGGCGCACGUGGACCUGCAGGUUUACAGGGAGACAGGGGCGAGUCUGGUUUAAGAGGUUUACCGGGUUCUCCUGCCAAGCCAGGGCCUAAAGGUCCUCCAGGUUCUUCUGGAGAAAAGGGACCCCGAGGACCUCAGGGUUGGCUAGGAGCUGUAGGACCUAAAGGGAUCCACGGCCCACAGGGCCCUGCUGGUCCUCCUGGUCCAAAUGGUGGUCCGGGUAAACCAGGACCCAGAGGAGUCAUCGGGCCUCCAGGACCUCCGGGUCCACAGGGGUCGGCAGGAAUCCCAGGCUCACCAGGUGAUGACGGGUUAUCAGGAGCAGCGGGAGGAAAAGGACAGAAGGGCUUACCUGGACCACCAGGAGACACAGGUCCACCAGGAUCAGAUGGACUGCAGGGUCUUUCUGGCCCACGAGGGACCGAGGGUCCAGCUGGAAGGAAAGGAGAUCUGGGAGUCUUGGGGCCUUCUGGGAAAUCUGGAGUUCAGGGACCCAAGGGAGAGAGAGGACUGGAGGGCACCAAAGGCCCACUGGGACUACGUGGACCAGUCGGAAAAGAGGGGGAAGUCGGGCGUCCUGGUGAACUUGGUGGUCCUGGACCCAAAGGAGAGAAGGGGGAUGUCGGACCUCCUGGUCUGUCUGGCCCAGAAGGCGUGUGGGGAGCCAUUGGAGGAAACGGCAUCCAGGGUCCCAAAGGGGGAAAGGGCCACAUUGGGUUGUUGGGUGAACCUGGACUAGUGGGUAAAGAGGGUCCAGCGGGCCUGCCGGGGCUCCAGGGAAUCGAAGGUCCUCGAGGACCUCCAGGGCCUGAUGGGCCUGGAGGAACAAAGGGGGAUUCUGGCCCGAUGGGUAUCGCUGGACCACCAGGGUCAGAGGGCUUUCAGGGAGAAGAUGGACCACGUGGUGUGAGAGGGGAUCCUGGCAGACCAGGACUUCCUGGUAAAGUGGGGCAAGUUGGACCAAAGGGAGAAGAGGGAGCUGAAGGAGAACCCGGAACACAGGGACCAAAAGGAGAGCCAGGAGUUCCAGGCCCAGCAGGAAAACAGGGUGAGGAUGGACUUCCAGGUGUCCAGGGUCCUUCUGGUCUGCCGGGACUUGAGGGACCUGUUGGAGAACCGGGACAGCAGGGUCCUCCAGGUCCUGUCGGGUCUCUUGGAGUUCGUGGAAACCCAGGGGCCGAAGGAAAACAGGGCGGAAAGGGAGAAAAGAUGGGCCAGAAGGCCUCCUUGGAUGGUCAGGGAUCAUUGUAAGGAACACCUAUGGGAAUGCUAUCUGCUGUUCUGUUAUGAAGAGAAAUCUGGACCUCCUGGACUACGUGGAGAUCUGGGGGGAGAAAGGAGACAUGGGACUGCCCGGACCAGCUGGACAGGAUGGCCCAAAGGGGAUGCCUGGUGAAGUUGGAUUCCCCGGUCCAGCAGGACAAAAGGGAGAACAGGGAAACAUCGGCCCCCCUGGACCAAGAGGUGCAUUAGGGAUGCCCGGACUGCCUGGUUUGUUUGGAAUAAAGGGGCAUAAAGGCUACCAAGGCCUUCCUGGACUGCCUGGAAGACGAGGGCUUCCGGGUCCACCUGGUCUUCCUGGUCCUCCGGGACUCUCUCUGAACUUCACUUUGACUCAGCUAAAGGACCUGAUGUACAUGUCCGACAAGCCCAACCUCGCUCUGGUCCAGUCGCUGCUGGAGUCUCUGCAGCAGGAGCUCCGGCUGCUGUUGGAUCCUCCCGAUGGAAGCAAGGAGCAUCCGGCCACCACCUGCCUGGAGCUCUGGCUCUGCCACCCUGAAUAUAGAAGCGGAAUGUAUUACAUCGACCCGAACCAGGGCAGCACCGCCGAUGCUCUGCUGGCCUACUGCGUCUUCACCUCCUCAUCGAAGCAGACCUGCCUUCAUCCUCGGGACUACCAGCUGCCUAUGAAAUCUUGGCUGGAAGAACCCUCUGAAGAAGGAAAGUUUCAGUGGCUCAGCAGGUUGGAUCAAGGACAUCAGUUUUCUUAUCCAGAUGCCAGUGUGGUCCAGAUGCGGUUCCUGAGGUUACACAGUGUCACCGCUGUCCAGACGGUGACAUAUUCCUGUCAUCCAGGACAUCGACUGGGCCUGGAGGAGAGUGAGGUGAAAUUCCUCACCGAUACCGGGAAGCAAAGCUACCUGGGAGCGCUGAAAGAUUGCCUGCCUGGAGAGGAGACGCCCUCUGGUCCUCGGGAGUCUGUGUUUGAGUUUGAAGACCUCCAGCUACUUCCUCUGAGAGACGUUGCGAUAAUGGGAGGAGGAAACUUCACACACCAGUUCAGCUUCACCUUUGGACCAGUGUGUUUCAGCUAGAGGUGUCGGGAAGCUGCGCUGUCCAAAGACUAACGCAUCCAGGACUAAAACCUUCGUCUGAAUCACGAACACCCACAGAACACACGGAGCAACAGAUUUGAAAGAUUUCCCUUUCUUUCUCUUCUGACGGGGGAUUCCAGAGACUGAAUUCGACAGAGAAUUGUUGUUUUGCUAUUUUUUUUGUUUACAGAGACAUUCAUCUUUUAUGAAAUAAUUUAAAUAUGUAUGUUUUAUUCCACAUAUAUGACAUUUUUCACUGUUUGAGUGUUGCUGUUUAUGUAAGUUGAUCAGUAAGGCUGAAUGAUCUACCUUUUUAGACUGAAACUGCGAUUUCAAACAACGCGAUCACGUGAUCGUCAAAGCUGCGGUGUUUGUAGCCCUCCUGACUGACCCAGGAUCUUUUGCAACAUGAUGGUUUCCCCGCGUUACGGCACGUGGAUGGGGGAUAACGGAGCUGAGCCCAAUCCCUCAGAACUGCACAUUUUGGUUAUUUUCCUGUUGUUUUUUCUUACAAAGCGCCGUUUCUACAGUUGAUGUUAGAGCGUCUUUGGCCGUUUGUCUCUGUUGUGUUCAUCUCAGCACCGUGGGCGAGCGAGGGACAGAGAUUCAUUCCCAAGCAGCAGAACUGGAUUUAUUAUAACACUGAGUGCACUUGAAAGAUUAACUUCUUUUAUUUUUCUGAUGGCACUCGCUAAUUCAAACAAGCACGUUAAAGGUGCAGUAUGUAACAAGUUAAUGAGAAUUUUACAGUGAGAAAAUCCCAAAAGAGUCUAAUGUUUCAGUCAUUUUGGGAGGACGGUUCGACUGAAACAUGUUUCUUAUCCAACUAGCUGCUGGGUUGUCAGUUUUUCUCCUUUCAAAACAAAGGAAGGAGGGACGUAACCACUGAUUACCAUCAGUGAGGGUGGGGUUGCCAAGUCUCCCGCGGCCUAAUACUGCAGCUCCCACGGUUGUAAUUUGGCGACGAUUGGCAAAAAGCUCCGGAGUUGUUUAAAGGAGCAGUUUGCGGUAACCAACUUUUACCGCAGGAUGUCGUUUUUUCUUCAUUUCGACAUAAUGCAGCUUUAAACGUGUCACAGUUUAGCGUUGGAGCGUGUUUUAGCGAGAAAAAAGACAAACAGCCCAGAAAAAUGUCCAGACAGAACAAGAACACAUAUUUUCAUGUAGCGCCCCUUUUGGUAAGACUCACAAGUCGCUUCGCAAGCACAUAAAAAAUAAGAAAGAUAAAAAUGGGAGAAAAAAUUAACAGCUUUUAAUUAGGGCUGGGCAAUAAAUCAAAAAUGUAUUGUUAUCAAAAUUUCUGACUCUGACCGAUAUCAUUUUCCCCGUGUCGAUAAAUUCAUUGAUAGAAAAAGGAAAAGAUGUACGUAGGUUGUCGACAUUCUUGUCCCUUUAACAAGUUGUAUCACCUUGAGUCACCCCAGCAAACAUUCGGAGGUUUAAUCUUUUGUUUUUGUUUUUUUUGUUCCCCCCCCCGUGUCCUGUCUGGCUGUGAAGCAAACAGAAUUGAUGUCUGAAUGCUGUCGACAAGCCUUACAGAUUUACUCUCAGGUGGAGCAUUAAAGCGUCUGCUUUUAAUGUCACGCCUGAUACUUAAAACUUUAUUGUUAUUGUUGUUGAAUGCUUUGUAAUUCCGACCAGACACGGAGACAGAGGUGAAAGAGAAAGGAAAAGACGGGGGGGGGGGGGG